AUGUCCCUAUUGGACUUUUGGGAGACGCAGCGGCCUGAGAAAAGGCGGCGGACUUCUGAGAAGCUGAGUGAGAGUCACCAUGCAGAGAAGGUGGAACCUGAGAUCAAGCAGCCGCCUAGUCCGAGUCCUUCGGUCGAUUUAAGAGAUACACCUGCGCCUGCUGCUGAAGAUUUGGGAUAUAUUCCUAGCAGCCAGACGGAUCUCGAGACUUCGCUUCCUGCCAUCAAGACUGAUGAGGAUGCCAUUGAGGAGUAUGAGACGUCUAAAGAUGAUGCUGAGCCUGGGUUACAUGUGAGACUACGGGAUGGAGUCUGGCAGAGAGGCAAAAGUUCCAUCUAUGUUGAUGCGUUCAAUCUGGCACUGGGGACUGUGCUGGAUGAGGAAUCGCAUCUGUUCGAUGAGGCUGAAAUGGAAAUCUUCAGGCACUGGCGGGAGCUAUCCUAUGAAUCCCAAUACCUCUAUGUGCGGCUAUUCCUACGCAAGACCUCUGCAUGGCAUCGUAUCACCCGACUGAACUAUUACUCCGACAUCUCGGAUUUAUUCUCAGUCGCCGAAGACCUGCAAAUGAAGCGAAGUCUACCCGACUUGAAUCUCGAAGAGACAUUCAGAUUCGCCGAGAGCAUAGAAGAGAUAACAACGCUGGAAGAAGCGGCAUCCCUUCUGCUACUCGAGGAGCUAAAAGUAUUCGCAAAAGAAGCCAAGGUGCAAGGCAAAAGCAAGAAGGAGCUGCUGGCAGGCCUUCGCGAAACAAGUCAAACACAGACAGGACUCAAAGACACGAACAACAGAGAUGGCCACUUCACCCAGAAAAUACUGGACUACACGGGUGGAUGUAUCCGGCUCUCAUCCGUCCCCCGUGCACUCUUCGAGCGAGUACAUCUAGUCUUUUACAGAUCAACCGAGUGGACGGAGAAAUCCCUUACAACAAUAAUCCUGGCAAAAAUGUCCAAGAGAAACUUCCCCGAGUACAUCGUCUGCCGCUCAAACUCGAUAUUCGCAUCUAGAGAAGCACUACUAGAAUUCGAAGCCGCCAUUCAAACCCAAUUUGCGAUAGACAACAUCCUUGAAUUCAACGGACCACCUACAACCGAAUCCUUACAGCACAUCAUCGACCUAGCAAAUAAGUAUCACCCCCGAUGGAAAGAAUUAGUCAACCAAGAACAACAAAAAGAAGACAGCAUCUAUGAAAGCGGCGAAGGCGCCUAUCUACGCCGAUUCUCGCCAGCAUGGGUAUUCACACGAAUAAUCCACAAAAGCCUACACCCGCUCGGCCGAUUCAAGGAACAUAAACGCGAGCACGAAGUCCUUGAAGAACUCCUCGCUCAACGACUCUUCCAUGCUGCACGGCGGGGCGCAUGGUAUCAGCGUAAAGCUUUGCUGGAAGAACAUUACAUGGCUGCUCUGACGCCGACCCAGGAUCGCAGUGAGGAGAAUCAGCGGAAGCAUUGGAAGAGGAUUGCGUUGAAGACGUGUGAGACGGGGUUGGAAGACCCAUUAUGUCAUUUGAUCUUUCAUUAUGAUUUGCAGAAGCGGAUUACGAAGCUUGAGAAGGCUCUGAGGGUUGUUAAGCGUGAGCAGCAUGAUUUCGGUCAUGUCAUGCUUGGGAAACCGGCUGAGCGGGUUGUUGAGGGGAUCCGGAUUGAUAGUGAUGAUGGGCCGAAGAAGGGGAAGGCGACUGUUUGGGUUGAUGAGAGGGAAGGGGGCGAGUGUCGCGUUGAGACUAUGUGUUUGAGUUGGUACCGCGACCAUGGCUGGAAGGGGUAUCACUCUGAGGGUGGUAUUGUUCGGACUUUGUUUGGUUACCUCUUCUACGAUAUCCUGUUUACAUAUGUGCCCAACGUCUUCCAGACGGCGUUUCAGACAUGUCCGCUGGAUCUACACACGGAUGUCUUUUAUCCAUCUCGUGCAUCUGAAAUCAAUCAUCGACUUGUUGAAAUUACUAAUGGUGACGCAGAGCGUAUCAUUCGUGAGAUCCAUGCUCGGGAGGGAGAAGCGCAACCCUGUGCUGUUGGUCUUGAUUGGUCCUUCGAUCUGGAGGACUUGGUUGAGAUCGUGCAAUGUUUCCGCGGGGAAGCUCUUGCUACCAUUUGCAAGGUGAUGGCGCAGGAGUAUCAGCAGCGUGGCGGGGGGAUCCCAGACUUGUUCCUUUGGAAUCAUGAGACGCGGACAGUGCUGUUUUCCGAGGUCAAGUCGGAGAAUGACCGGCUGAGUGAUACUCAACGCCUUUGGAUUCAUAUCCUGCUGUCUGCAGGUGUUAAGGUUGAGCUUUGUAAUGCUGUUGCUAGGGAAGUUAGAACGGAGUGA
This is a messenger RNA of Penicillium antarcticum, 2304 nucleotides long. RefSeq names its product fanconi-associated nuclease 1. The transcript has 3 exons. Lineage: Eukaryota; Fungi; Ascomycota; Eurotiomycetes; Eurotiales; Aspergillaceae. Gene Ontology annotation, cellular component: nucleus. The record is from RefSeq and is a predicted model, not a curated record. Gene Ontology annotation, biological process: interstrand cross-link repair. The coding region runs from base 1 to 2304 and encodes 767 amino acids. Gene Ontology annotation, molecular function: 5'-flap endonuclease activity; flap-structured DNA binding; 5'-3' exonuclease activity.